This is a messenger RNA of Varanus komodoensis (Komodo dragon), 2189 nucleotides long. RefSeq names its product aspartyl-tRNA synthetase 1 (gene DARS1). Gene Ontology annotation, molecular function: RNA binding; ATP binding; aspartate-tRNA ligase activity. Bases 211 to 1722 code for a protein of 503 amino acids. Gene Ontology annotation, biological process: aspartyl-tRNA aminoacylation. The transcript has 16 exons. NCBI's taxonomy places the organism in Eukaryota, Metazoa, Chordata, Lepidosauria, Squamata, Varanidae. Gene Ontology annotation, cellular component: cytoplasm; cytosol; aminoacyl-tRNA synthetase multienzyme complex. The record is from RefSeq and is a predicted model, not a curated record.
CUCGCGUGCGCUACGUGCCCGGAAGCAGCGCGAGCGGACACGCGGAGGGAGCGUAGAGUUUCGUGGCUACUGAGUGAGCAAGAAAGGGGGCAAGAGAGGUUAGGGAACGCUUCGCCCCGUGGUACGGGAGCCUGUAAGAGACAAAAAGCGAAGAGCCCCCCCCCCCCUCUCUCUCUCUCUCUCGCCAACUUUCUGGCUGGAUGUGGCAUAAUGCCCGGCGUUGCUGUCCGUAAGAACCAGGAACGGGACCGAGACAACGCCAUGGAGCCACCGACAGCUGAUGACUUUGCGAAGGAAAGAUAUGGAAUUUUACCGAUGAUACAAUCGCAAGAAAAGCCAGAUCGUGUGUUGGUUCGAAUAAAGGACUUGACAGGAGAGAAAGCUGAUGAAGUCGUCUGGGUUCGUGGCAGGAUUCAUACCAGCAGAGCAAAAGGAAAACAGUGCUUCUUAGUCCUACGUCAGCAGCAGUUUAAUGUCCAAGCUCUAGUGGCUGUGGGAGACCAUGCAAGUAAGCAGAUGGUAAAGUUUGCUGCCAACAUCAACAAGGAGAGCAUUGUUGACAUUGAAGGUGUUGUAAGAAAAGUGCCACAUAAAAUUGGAAGCUGCACUCAGCAAGAUGUUGAACUGCAUGUUCAAAGGAUAUAUGUGAUCAGUUUGGCUGAACCCCGACUGCCCUUGCAGCUGGAUGAUGCUAUUCGGCCAGAAGUGGAAGGAGAAGAGGAAGGAAGAGCUACUGUGAAUCAGGAUACAAGGUUGGACAACAGAGUAAUUGACUUGAGGACCUGUACUAGCCAAGCUGUCUUUCGCCUCCAGUCUGGUAUUUGCCAGCUUUUUCGAGAAACACUCAUUCACAAGGGGUUUGUGGAAAUUCAAACUCCAAAGAUAAUUUCUGCUGCCAGUGAAGGUGGUGCCAAUGUAUUUACUGUUUCCUACUUCAAAAAUAAUGCCUACCUUGCACAGUCCCCACAGCUUUACAAGCAGAUGUGUAUUUGUGCUGAUUUUGACAAGGUUUUCUGCAUUGGGCCAGUAUUUAGAGCAGAAGACUCGAACACUCACAGACACCUGACAGAGUUUGUUGGUCUGGAUAUUGAAAUGGCUUUUAAUUACCAUUAUCACGAAGUGGUGGAAGAGAUUGCAGACACUAUGGUGCAGAUAUUCAAAGGACUCCAGGAAAGGUUUCAAACUGAAAUCCAAACUGUGAACAAGCAGUUUCCAUGUGAGCCAUUCAAGUUCUUGGAGCCAACUCUGAGGCUGGAAUACCGGGAAGGCCUGGCUAUGCUUCGUGAAGCUGGAGUAGAGAUGGGCGAUGAAGAUGAUCUCAGUACACCAAAUGAAAAACUCUUGGGUCGCCUGGUGAAAGAAAAGUAUGACACGGACUUCUACAUUCUUGACAAAUACCCUCUGGCUGUUAGACCUUUCUAUACAAUGCCAGACCCAGCAAAUCCCAAAACCUCCAACUCUUAUGAUAUGUUCAUGAGAGGAGAAGAGAUUCUGUCUGGAGCACAGCGAGUUCAUGAUCCACAGUUGCUGACUGAAAGAGCCUUGCAUCAUGGCAUUGAUUUAGAGAAAAUCAAGGCUUAUAUCGAUUCCUUUCGCUUUGGUGCACCUCCUCAUGCUGGUGGUGGCAUAGGGUUGGAAAGAGUCACCAUGCUGUAUCUUGGGUUGAGCAAUGUCCGGCAAACAUCCAUGUUCCCCCGUGAUCCCAAACGUCUGACACCUUAAGAAGACUGAAGUGUUGAAUUUCAGUGCAGUUCUUGCUCUGAAAGACCCAGCAUAAAUGCAACAUGCAGCAAGAGGACAUCUAAUCUACUGAAGUGCCACAGUAACAAAAGUUCAACUCAUUUAUUCCUAUUUGAAAUCAAUAACAUUAACAUACUUUAUUCCGGUGUAGAAAUGUCAUAUAUUUUUAAGGAAAUUACUUGAAUUCAAGAGUACUACUGUCACCCUGUACUUUACACACUUGCUAACAAUUGAAUUUUAAUAAGUUCAUAGCAGUGCUAUACAAAUAUAUUUGUUUUUAAAUACAUGGCAGUAAACUUCAAGUUGUAGAAUUUGAUAAACUGUAAUGAGCAAAAUUUGGAAAAUAGCAACUCGGACAAGGAUUAAUUUAGAAAAAUAACUGAAUAAUAGUGGACAAAUUUAACCUUACUAAAUUGUAAAUGCAGGUUGCAAUAAAACUUCUAAAUAUC